Messenger RNA from Cricetulus griseus (Chinese hamster), 5160 nucleotides. The record is from RefSeq and is a predicted model, not a curated record. NCBI's taxonomy places the organism in Eukaryota, Metazoa, Chordata, Mammalia, Rodentia, Cricetidae.
GUUCAGGAUCGUCUCUCAGCUCUCGAGUCACGAGUUCAACAACAGGAAGAUGAAAUCACUGUGCUAAAGGCAGCUUUGGCUGAUGUUUUGAGGCGUCUUGCGAUCUCUGAGGAUCAUGUAGCCUCAGUGAAAAAGUCUGUGCCAAAUAAAGGCCAGCCGAGCCUCCGAGAAGCUAUUUCCAUGUCCUGUAUAACCAAUGGAAGUGGUAUAAACAGAAAGCAGAAUCACACCAGCUCUGUAUCAAUAGCAAGAAAAGAAACUCUCUCAUCUGCUGCUAAAAGUGGUACAGAAAAAAAGAAAGAAAAGCCACAAGGACAGAGAGAAAAAAAAGAGGAAUCUCAUUCUAAUGAUCAGAGCCCACAAAUGCGAGCAUCACCUUCUCCCCAGCCCUCUUCACAGCCUCUCCAAAUAAACAGACAAACUCCAGAGAGCAAGAGCUCCGCUCCCACCAAAAGCAUAAAGCGUCCACCAACAGCUGAAAAGUCACAUAACUCAUGGGAAAAUUCAGAUGAUAGUCGUAAUAAAUUAUUGAAAACCGUUUCAACAUCAAAACUAAUAUCAAAGGUUAUAAAAAGUGCAGACAAACACAAAGAUGUCAUCAUCAAUCAAGCAAAAAUGUCAACCCGUGAAAAAAACAGCCAAGAAGGAGAAUAUAUUAAAAUGUUUAUGCGAGGUCGGCCAAUUACCAUGUUCAUUCCUUCGAAUGUUGACAACUAUGAUGACAUCAGAACAGAACUGCCUCCCGAAAAGCUCAAACUGGAGUGGGUCUAUGGUUAUCGAGGGAAGGACUGUCGAGCGAAUGUUUACCUGCUUCCUACGGGGGAGAUAGUUUAUUUCAUUGCAUCAAUAGUGGUACUAUUUAAUUAUGAGGAGAGGACUCAGCGGCACUACCUGGGUCAUACAGACUGUGUGAAAUGCCUGGCUAUACAUCCUGACAAGAUUAGGAUCGCAACUGGACAGAUAGCUGGAGUGGACAAGGAUGGAAGGCCUCUGCAGCCCCAUGUCAGGGUGUGGGAUUCAGUAAGCCUUUCCACACUGCAUGUCAUUGGACUUGGAACUUUUGAGCGUGGAGUAGGAUGCCUGGAUUUUUCAAAGGCAGAUUCAGGUGUCCAUUUAUGUGUUAUUGAUGACUCCAAUGAACAUAUGCUUACUGUAUGGGACUGGCAGAAAAAAUCAAAAGUAGCAGAGAUAAAGACAACAAAUGAAGUUGUUUUGGCUGUGGAAUUCCACCCAACAGAUGCAAAUACUAUAAUAACAUGUGGUAAAUCUCAUAUUUUUUUCUGGACCUGGAGUGGCAAUUCACUAACAAGAAAACAGGGAAUUUUUGGGAAAUAUGAGAAACCAAAGUUUGUUCAGUGUUUAGCAUUCUUGGGGAACGGAGAUGUUCUCACUGGAGACUCAGGUGGAACCAUGCUCAUCUGGAGCAGAACUGCCGUGGAGCCCCCACCUGGGAAAGGACCUAAAGGUGUCUAUCAGAUCAGCAGACAAAUCAAAGCUCACGAUGGCAGUGUGUUUACGCUCUGUCAGAUGCGAAAUGGGAUGCUGUUAACUGGAGGAGGGAAAGACAGAAAAAUAAUUCUGUGGGAUCAUGAUCUGAACCCUGAAAGAGAAAUCGAGGUUCCUGAUCAGUAUGGCACAAUUAGAGCUGUUGCAGAAGGAAAGGCAGAACAGUUUUUAGUAGGUACAUCACGAAACUUCAUUUUAAGGGGAACAUUUAACGAUGGCUUCCAAAUAGAAGUGCAGGGUCACACAGACGAGCUCUGGGGCCUUGCAACACAUCCCUUCAAAGAUUUGCUCUUGACGUGUGCUCAGGACAGGCAGGUGUGCAUGUGGAACUCCGUGGAGCACAGGCUGGAGUGGACCAGGCUUGUGGAUGAACCAGGACACUGUGCAGAUUUUCAUCCAAGUGGUACAGUGGUGGCCAUCGGAACACAUUCAGGCAGGUGGUUUGUCCUGGAUGCAGAAAGCAGAGAUCUGGUGUCCAUCCACACUGAUGGGAAUGAGCAGCUCUCUGUGAUGCGCUACUCAGUAGAUGGUACUCUCCUGGCUGUAGGAUCUCACGACAACUUUAUUUACCUCUAUUCGGUAUCAGAAAAUGCAAGAAAAUACAGCAGAUAUGGAAAGUGCACUGGACAUUCUAGCUACAUCACACACCUUGACUGGUCCCCAGACAAUAAGCAUAUAAUGUCUAACUCGGGCGACUACGAGAUACUGUACUGGGACAUUGAGAACGGCUGCAAACUGAUCAGGAACCGGUCAGACUGUAAGGACAUCGACUGGACAACGUACACCUGUGUGCUAGGCUUCCAAGUCUUUGGUGUCUGGCCAGAAGGAUCCGAUGGGACAGACAUCAAUGCACUGGUGCGGUCCCACAAUAGAAGGGUGAUAGCUGUGGCUGAUGACUUCUGUAAAGUUCAUCUGUUUCAGUAUCCGUGCUCCAAAGCAAAGGCUCCCAGUCACAAGUACAGUGCACACAGCAGCCACGUGACCAAUGUCAGCUUCACUCAUAAUGACAGUCACCUGAUUUCAACUGGUGGGAAAGAUAUGAGCAUCAUCCAGUGGAAGCUUGUGGAAAAGUUACCUUUACCUCAGAAUGAGGUCAUCACAGACAGCAGUCUAUCCAAAGCCCCUGCCUCUUCCACUGAAAAUGCCAGGCAGCCUAAUCCUCCUCCCCUGCCUCCUUCCCAACCGUUAACUCAGACAGCUGAGGAGGAAAGCAGAAUAAGCAGCUCACCCCCACUUGUGGAGAACAGCCUGGAGCACACUGCAGAGCCCGGCGAGGAGCAGAGUGAGGGGGGCAGUGAAGACCUUGGUACGGUGAUUGAUGAAGAGCCUGACAGUGAGUUAGGUGAGAAGCAGGGAGCACCUGACCUGCCUGAGGACCAGCAAGGCAUACCACUCCUGUGCUGAAACGCAGGCUGCAGUGCUCCCUCAGCUGCCUGUGAUGGGAUGGAGUCAGGUAAUAGGAUGGGCAGUGAUGGGGAAUCAUUGUGGAUGGAGGUUUGUUUCCCACGUCAGAUACAGCAAACCAAAGGUCGUUUGGUAUAUGAUGAAAACGUAACCAAACUUAAAUAGCAGGAGGAGACUGGCAGGUGAGUGUGGCUAAGAAAUCACCACGUGUGGUGUGAAUACUGGAAACAGAGCUGCAGUUGUACCCAUCAAAAUAAACCCGUUAUCUGAGCGUGAUUUCCUCAGAACCGACGGAGGCAUCGCAAACACCAUUGCUCGUCCACGGGCUCAAACUGCCAUUUUUCCCGAUACAGGAAAGUGAUCUUAUUGUGAUAACGACCCACCCAAAUGUCUAGUGGGAACUUAUUAAGGAAAACUUGAGUAUUGCCAAGUAUGGUGGUGUUGCCUUUUCCUGUAAUACUGCAUUUUCUUACACUACCAGUAGAUGUCUGGACAUGCUCAUGAGGCUAUUCUAGGGGAUGCCUUCUCUAAGUCAUAACGAGGAACAGCCCUCCGUUCCUGUGGACAGAACUUUAUCCUAGAAGCAAGCAUUGGUUUGUUGAAGAGCUUUUAAUGUAUAUUAAACCAUGAUUCUGAGGGAUGGUGGGUUCUCCAAGAAGUCCUUUACCAGCCUAAACAUUCUCUAAUGUUUAGCAUUCAAGGGAAUGGAAAAAGAGGGAAAACAAAAGACUAAAAAACAAAAACCGCAUGCCUUUAAAAGACAAACUGUAAUGAUGACCUGCUAACCCUCGCUAGCCUUCAGCACUGUCUGUUCCCUCAGUAGAAGCAUAAACACAGUAGUUUAAAUGGUUGAAUUGGUGCUUGAAAUUCAUUGGUUCAUUUUUUUUUAUUUUUAUUUUUUUUUUUUUAUUUUUCAAGACAGGGUUUCUCUGUGUAGCUUUGGAGCCUAUCCUGGCACUCGCUCUGGAGACUGACUGCCUCUGCCUCCUGAGUGCUGGGAUUAAAGGUGUAAUUUUUAUACAAACUUAUUACACUGAGGGAUGUCUUUUUAUAGAAGUGUAAUAGUCACAGUACUGCUUACUAGGUGGCACCCUGUGCAGAUGUGUGCUAUCUGGGCAUUUCCUUCUUCUGUGAGCCUUGCAGCCCCUGGAUGGCCUGCUGUGGUGUGGGCAGUGCAUGUUGGUAUACAUGGGAAGGGGCUUUUUUCAAGUUUUGUCAGAUAACUAUUUUUCUUAAGUAUGUUUCCUACUUAAAUGACUGACAAGUGUGCAUUUCCUAUGUUUGUUUAUACUUUGAUUACAAAAACUAUUUUUUUUACCUUGCUACAUUGUUUUCAUACUUUUGUUGUUGGAUUAUGUUUAGGAACUUUUCAUAGGUUCAGAUGUCUUAAGUAUGCAGCCGUUUACGUGACUGUGCCAUUCCAAAGUGCAUCAAAACUGUCAUUCCCUUCUAGUGUCUUCUCAGGUGUUACUCCACGUGAAAAUCAGGUAUUUCAUCAUUUGGAAAUAUGAAAGCUCCGGUAAACUCCCAAGGACCCUUCUGACACUCGUAGCCACACGCUGUGUGGGAGGGCGGGUGUGGAGGGACAAGUGGAGACCUGUGUAUCUCUAGAUAAGAUAGAUGCACACACCAAAACGCUCACAGUGUAAGUCUGUCUAGGUGUAUGUCCAUGUAUCUCUCUCCUUUUGUUUACAACAUUGUUUUUAACUAAGGGGAAAAAGCACCUCAAAGUAGCUCUCUUCCGAAGAAGAGCUGCUAAGCCACCUGACUUUGAGUUCGUUCUGUACCCAGUUAUCAGAGCGCAGCUUCAGGCAUCUCUCUCCACCAGUUAGCAAUGGUGACAUAAUCAAGUCCUUGAGAAAGGACACUAGGAGAUGGAAGUACAUUUCUUUCCGUGCCUGGAGAAUACAGCUCUCCACAAACAGGGACUUUAUUUGGGGACAUCUGUCACCUUUGGGGUUGCCAUGUACAAUGAGAUUUAUAAUCAUGAUACUCUUGGGUGGUUUCCAAAGACACUACUCAUGCGCAGAAAGCGUUCCAGCCCCUAGUGCUGGCGACUACUGUUUCAUGUCAGUCAGAUCUGUGAUAAUGGCUGGAAGGAUGUGGGAUUAUGAAAUUGUAAAUGUUUUCUUAGAAAAACUUGUGAAUGAAAAUGAACCCAAGUGUUUCAUGUGAAGAUGAGCCAUUUCUAUCAUGCAUUCCGAUGUCAUGGCAGAAAAUUUUGAAGAUUAAAAAAUAAGAAUCAAAACA